GAGCCUUUAAGCCCGUGGACUGCUUUGUCUAGGGCUCGGGGAUAAAGCACCCCCCACUUCCCUCACAGCUUACCCUCACGCCGCCGCCGCCCGCCGCCUCGCUGCAACCGUCUCCGGCGCUCGAAGAUGGCGGUGCCGCUGCUGACGACGAAGAUCGUGAAGAAGCGGGUCAAGCAGUUCAAGAGGCCGCACACCGACCGCUACAAGUGCCUCAAGCCAAGCUGGCGCAGGCCAAAGGGUAUUGACUCCCGUGUUAGGAGGAAGUUCAAGGGAUGCACCUUGAUGCCCAACAUUGGAUAUGGUUCUGACAAGAAGACCAGGCACUACCUGCCCAACAAGUUUAAGAAGUUUGUGGUGCACAAUGUUUCUGAGCUGGAGCUGCUUAUGAUGCACAACAGGACAUACUGUGCUGAAAUCGCUCACAACGUGUCCACAAAGAAGCGCAAGGAGAUAGUGGAGCGAGCUGCACAGCUUGACAUUGUGGUCACCAACAGGCUUGCCCGUAUUCGCAGCCAGGAGGACGAGUAAAAUUUUUGAAAUAGUUUUGGAUUGGUUCACCUGUAGUAGACUUACUCAGCAAUCUGCAUCAUGAAAUAUGUUCCUCUUUCUGUUUGCUUCAUGAUUUGGAAAAUUGUGAACCAACUUGCUUUUGGUAGCGACUUGACAGUGCCAAUGUUACUAUUAUUGUCCUAUCUCAAAUACAGCAGUUUUGAUGUUGAAGAA
Molecule: messenger RNA, 723 nt
Organism: Phragmites australis (common reed)
Lineage: Eukaryota; Viridiplantae; Streptophyta; Magnoliopsida; Poales; Poaceae
Product: large ribosomal subunit protein eL32z
Exons: 4
Coding region: 127-528 (133 amino acids)
Biological process (GO): translation
Cellular component (GO): cytosolic large ribosomal subunit; ribosome
Molecular function (GO): structural constituent of ribosome
Source: RefSeq, a predicted model, not a curated record